ACGAUGCUCUGCUCUCUAUCUAAAGACCGUAGUCCUUUCACACUCGGUCGUCGCCUUCCCCCCAACCCACCAAAAAGGCCGUAGACCAUCACCUCUAGCCCCGAUCUCGGUCCCAUACCCCGUCCCAAUUUCCGAUUUUACUCCUUCUUCCUCCGAUCCCACCCAUGGAUUCGUCUCCGCCGCGCGAUUCGCUUUCGAUCGAGGUACGUAUCGUCGAAAUCGCCGAGCCCUAGCCUCCAAUCCAUCGAAUCCUCGCUUCUAACUAGUACGAGGAGAGGAGGAGGUACAAUCCAUCGAUUCCUAGGGUUUUUUUUUUUUUUUUUUUUUUUGUGUGGUCAUAUCCAGUUAUUAGUUGAUAUAGAUAUGGGCUGGAUCAAAUAAAAGUAGGGUUUUGAGCUGGAAUCAGCUAGUUUGAAGCUCAUAGGUCGCGUAAAAGGGUUUAGGGUUUCCGUGAAUUGAUUUGGGUACUAGAAUAGAAUGAUGGAGGGUGCCAAAUUCUCCGAGAUCAUGAGCCGCGGGGGGAUCGGGGGAGGCGGGAAUGUGAUGAUGAUGGGUAAUGGCUUCUACGACAUGGGCUUCUACCAAAAGCUGGAAGAAGGCUCCAACAUGUCGAUAGACAGCCUCAGCAGCAUCCCUACGAGCACCGAUGACCGCUCGGUAGCCAUGUCGGCCGGCAACAGCAGCGUUGGUUCGAACAACAACUCGCGCACGGGAAUCCUCCUCCACCCUGGCCUUAAAUCUGUAUCGCCCGCUAACUACUCGAUCAUCGGCCACAGCGUUCUUCGCCGCCAUAGGGUUUCACAUGCCCUAAAUGAGGAUGCUUUGGCCCAAGCUUUGAUGGACCCUCGCUACCCAACUGAGUCUCUUGAAAAUUACGACGAGUGGACGAUUGAUCUUAGGAAGCUUAAUAUUGGAAUGGCUUUUGCACAAGGUGCUUUCGGCAAGCUCUACAAGGGGACUUACAAUGGGGAGGAUGUGGCCAUUAAGCUGUUGGAGAAGCCUGAGAACGAUCCGGAAAGAGCUCAAUUGAUGGAGCAGCAGUUCGCGCAGGAGGUGAUGAUGCUUGCUACGUUGAAGCACCCGAAUAUAGUUAGGUUUAUCGGGGCAUGUAAGAAGCCGAUGGUUUGGUGCAUUGUAACGGAGUAUGCAAAAGGUGGUUCUGUUCGGCAGUUUCUGAUGAGGAGGCAGAACGGAACGGUGCCAUUGAAGGUGGCCGUUAGGCAGGCACUCGAUGUGGCCCAUGGAAUGGCUUAUGUGCAUGGGCUAGGGCUUAUUCAUAGGGAUUUAAAAUCAGAUAAUUUGCUAAUAAAUGCAGAUAGGUCGAUCAAGAUUGCAGAUUUUGGAGUUGCAAGGAUCGAGGUGCAGACGGAAGGGAUGACUCCAGAAACUGGGACCUAUCGCUGGAUGGCUCCGGAGAUGAUCCAGCACAGACCUUAUAAUCAGAAGGUUGAUGUCUAUAGCUUUGGGAUUGUCCUAUGGGAGCUUAUCACAGGUAUGCUCCCGUUCCAGAACAUGACAGCUGUCCAGGCAGCAUUUGCUGUCGUGAACAGGGGAGCCCGCCCGCCCAUCCCAAAUGACUGCCUCCCUGCACUAAGCGAGAUCAUGACCCGAUGCUGGGAUGCGAAUCCGGACGCGCGGCCCCCCUUCACUGAUAUUGUAAGGAUGCUCGAAAUUGCUCAGAUGGAGAUUGUGAAUACUGUUCGUAGAGCACGCUUCAGAUGCUGCAUGACUCAACCGAUGACCACUGAUUGAAAAAGAGCAAACAGAAAAAGGUAAAAAUGUAUAGACCUCACCUGAAUUAUAGCACAUUUUGAAAUCGGUACCUAAGCUUUAGAUGCUUUUAUUUUACUGCCUAACCUUACAGUGUUUUCCGAAAAUGGUACCUGGAAUUUUAAAGUUCCGAUUCUACAAUCUCAGCUCAAUGUAUCUGACAACAUUUUUGACUGAUAUUCCAUCAAAUAACAGAAAGGUUUUCAUUUGAUUAAAGAAUAUUCAGUCAAGUAAAACAAAAAUUUGUUAAGUUCAGGUACCUAUUUCACAAAUAUGGUAAGGUUAUAUAGUAAAUGGAAACUUUGAAGCGCAGGUUCGUAAUUUGAAGAAUGUGCUAUGGUUCAGAUAAAGGUUCUUCACAUUUUUACAAAAACAGAAGAACCAAGUACUGAUAAGCAUAAGGGGGACAAAUGAAAACCUAUUUAUAUAAAUACAUAUAUAUAUAUAUAGUUGCCAGAGUAUUUAAUCAGGAGUAUAGGUAUUUGUUGUGGUGUUCUGUGGAUUUCGAGCUGCUUUCCUCUACUUCUGUGUGUCAAAAGCUUGAUAGUUUGUGUUCUGUUUUAUUUUUAAAAGAUGGUAAUUAGAUUCUGAUGAUUGUACAGGUAUACAUGAAAGUGCUCUUAUAUGAUGUUUUUAAGUUUGGUUGUUUGCUUUGACCUAAUGACUGAAUUUUAAACUAUUUGAAUUUCUGAUA
Molecule: messenger RNA, 2464 nt
Organism: Ananas comosus (pineapple)
Lineage: Eukaryota; Viridiplantae; Streptophyta; Magnoliopsida; Poales; Bromeliaceae
Product: serine/threonine-protein kinase HT1-like
Exons: 2
Coding region: 478-1752 (424 amino acids)
Biological process (GO): protein phosphorylation
Molecular function (GO): ATP binding; protein kinase activity
Source: RefSeq, a predicted model, not a curated record